AUGGACUCUAGAACUGUCGGUAUUUUGGGUGGAGGCCAGUUGGGCCGUAUGAUUGUCGAGGCUGCAAACCGCUUGAAUAUCAAGACUUUGAUACUUGACGCACCAAAUUCACCUGCGAAGCAAAUUACGAAUGCAUCUGAUCAUGUCGAUGGAUCAUUUGCAAAUAAGGAGGAUAUCGAGGCCUUGGCUGCCAAGUGUGAUGUUAUGACAGUUGAAAUCGAGCAUGUGGAUGUUAAUGCAUUGAAGGAAGUCCAAAAACAAUUCCCCAAAUUGGAAAUCUACCCUACGCCUGAAACCAUUGGUUUGAUCCAGGAUAAGUAUGUGCAAAAACAACAUUUAGUUAAGAAUAGAAUUCCCGUAGUACCGAGCAUCACUGUUGAAAAUUCGAAGGAAUCCUUAAUUAAAACAGGAUCCUCAUUGGGUUACCCAUUUGUCUUGAAAUCAAGAACAUUAGCCUACGAUGGAAGAGGCAACUUUGUUGUUAAAUCUGAAGAAGACAUUGAGAAAGGACUUGAAUUUUUGGCGAACAGACCACUAUACGCUGAAAAAUGGGCUUCCUUUAAGAAGGAAUUAUCUGUAAUGAUUAUCAGAUCAUUGGAUGGAAGAGUAUAUUCAUACCCUAUUGUUGAAACAAUUCACAAAAACAAUGUGUGCCACUUGUGCUAUGUUCCGGCUCGUGUACCAGACUCAGUACAACACAAGGCCAAAUUAAUGGCGGAAAAUGCAAUCAAGUCAUUCCCAGGUUGUGGUAUAUUUGGUGUAGAAAUGUUUUUGUUGGAUGAUGACUCUAUCGUCUUGAAUGAAAUUGCACCCAGACCUCAUAACUCAGGUCAUUACACCAUUAAUGCUUGUGUUGUAUCUCAAUUUGAAGCACACUUGAGAGCCAUAUUAGAUUUACCCAUGCCCAAGAACUUUACUUCCUUAAGUACUAACUCUACAAAUGCUAUAAUGCUAAACCUAUUAGGAGAUCCUGAAACUAAAGACAAGGAACUUCAAAUAUGUGAGAGGGCCUUGAAUACGCCUGGCGCAUCUGUAUACCUAUACGGCAAAGAGUCCAAGCCUAACAGAAAGGUCGGUCAUAUCAAUAUUGUAUGUUCGAGUAUGAAGGAAUGUGACAAGAGAUUACAGUUUAUUAUGGGUCUAAAAACCGACCCAAUUAAGCAUUCAGUUAUGGAAAUUUUAAAUGCGGAGGAAGUAAGAAAACCUUUAGUUGGUGUUAUAAUGGGAUCCGAUUCUGAUUUACCCGUAAUGUCAGCAGCUUGUAAAAUGUUGGAGCAAUUCGAGGUCCCAUUUGAGGUCACUAUAGUCUCAGCACACAGAACUCCUUACAGAAUGAAUAAAUAUGCUUCAGAAGCAGUAUCCCGUGGUAUUAAAGUUAUCAUUGCAGGUGCGGGUGGAGCAGCACAUCUUCCAGGUAUGGUAGCAGCUAUGACACCUGUACCAGUUAUUGGAGUACCUGUCAAGGGCUCUACUUUAGAUGGUGUAGACUCACUACAUUCUAUUGUUCAAAUGCCAAGAGGUGUACCAGUAGCCACAGUAGCCAUAAAUAACAGCACUAACGCAGGUAUUCUGGCUGUUAGGAUGUUAGGAAUACAUAAUUAUGACUAUGUUAAGAAAAUGGAGGAAUUUUUGAACAAACAGGAAGAGGAAGUACUUCAGAAAGCAGCCAAACUCGAAAGCAUUGGAUAUGAAAAGUACCUAGAGUCCAAAUAG
Molecule: messenger RNA, 1713 nt
Organism: Nakaseomyces glabratus
Lineage: Eukaryota; Fungi; Ascomycota; Saccharomycetes; Saccharomycetales; Saccharomycetaceae
Gene: ADE2
Product: phosphoribosylaminoimidazole carboxylase ADE2
Biological process (GO): 'de novo' IMP biosynthetic process
Molecular function (GO): ATP binding; metal ion binding; phosphoribosylaminoimidazole carboxylase activity
Source: RefSeq, a predicted model, not a curated record